AUGGAGAAAGAGUUCCGAAAGCUAAGUUUACGACCAUCCAAGAUUGACUUAUCGACUAUACAUGAGAAUGACAUAUCUCGAGAGAAUCUCAAACUACUGCAUAAACAACAACUACUAGCCAAAUAUAUCGACAAGGAGGCACGAGAAAAUACCGAUGAUUUUGACGGUGAGGAGUUUGACUUUUCUACAACUGAUGGUGAUCAGCAAGCCAUGGAUUUUGAUAGAAUUGUACGGGAUAAAGUGGAAUCACAGAAUCGAGAAAAGACGUUUAAGGUUUCUCCGAAUCGGUUGAAAUCCGCUAUGAAAACACCAACUUCCAACCACUUCCUUACGCUGAACAAAGAUUUUAAAUCUCCUAGAAUUGAUUCCAUAUCUUCAUCGUCUUCUAAAACUCCGUCAUCAAUUAAUUCUUAUUCGGAAAGUGACACUGAAAACAGUGAUUAUAUGGUUGAUUUUGAUGAAUUCCAAGAUCCUGAACCAGAAAUCGAUUUGAUCAAGAACUUUAAUAGGAGACAAAUGGAGGCAAAGAGGGCGGCAGAAUUGGCAAGACUUGAAAACCUUGCCAAAUAUAAGAAGAUGAAGAAUAAUGUGCUUCAUAAUAACAAUAGACUGUCGAAAUAUUACGACAAAGUCGACAAUGACUUCAUAGAUGAUUUCUCUAAAGAUAAAGCCUUUGAAUCCGUGGAAAUAGACACUUCUAAAUUGGAUCGAUUUAAAUCCAACACUCCUGCCUUCUCCGCGUUAGAAAGGAAAUCGUCCCUACCGGCAAUCAAAAUGGGAAUGGCCACCGGGUUAGAGGGUUCACCUCGGAAGAUUCACAGGUUUUCUUCGACAAUGGAUAUAAAUAACAACACUUACAACCAAAAGACAUUUACUCCAGCAGAUACACUAAGAGUAGCUUCCGAGCUAAAGGCAUUUAACGGAAAAGAGCUUGAUAAUAUUGAUGAUUUUGACUUAACAAUCACGUAUUCGGAUUAUAAGAAAUUGAAACGCAAGAGUCAAAAGUUUGAUUUGUCAAAAUAUACAGAACCCACGUCUCAUCGAAAUCAUAAUCACCACCAUAGCUCAAAACAACAAAACAGUGAUCAAAAACUAAUACACUUGACUCCGCAAAAUGUCUCACAAACUGCCAAGUUGACGAAAGAAGGAAAGCUCAAACUCAUACGCUCGUUAGGGAGACCUAAGGUUAGGAAAGUAAUGCCUGGUCAUAUGUAUGGUGAAAUAGUGUACGAUCCACAAUUGAAGAAAUGGAUGGGUAACGAGGAGGAUGCAGAAAAAUUCGAGUCAAUAACAUCGUCGAAACCCAAACUGAUAAACAAUAAUUCCAUGCCACAGGUUGUUGGUAAUAUGAUAUAUGAUGAUAAAAAAUUACGUUGGAUCAGCAUGACUGGAAAUUAUGAAGAUGAUCCGUUUGACGAAGACUUUGAUACCACGAUAAAACUGACCGAAAAGAAAGCCAGUACUAAAAUAGGAAAAGGCACUGGUGGUAGCGCUUUUGGGAGAUUGGUGCCAUCAGAGUCUACAAUAUCUAUAUCUGAAAACCUUAAGAAUCCCAACAACCAUUUUAGGGUCCAUCCUGAUAUGUAUAAAAGCUGGAAGAAUGAAGAGGAAAGGUGGGUUAGAAAAGUUGGAAACUGGUUUCCAAAUGAUGAACAUGCUCAUGAAUUCAAAUAUGACCUUAAGAUUUUUUUGAAUCAACAAUGA
This is a messenger RNA of Pichia kudriavzevii, 1704 nucleotides long. RefSeq lists its product as uncharacterized. Bases 1 to 1704 code for a protein of 567 amino acids. The transcript has a single exon. Gene Ontology annotation, biological process: mitotic spindle orientation checkpoint signaling; regulation of Ras protein signal transduction. The record is from RefSeq and is a predicted model, not a curated record. NCBI's taxonomy places the organism in Eukaryota, Fungi, Ascomycota, Pichiomycetes, Pichiales, Pichiaceae. Gene Ontology annotation, cellular component: SIN/MEN two-component GAP complex; mitotic spindle pole body. Gene Ontology annotation, molecular function: GTPase activator activity.